Molecule: messenger RNA, 2604 nt
Organism: Boleophthalmus pectinirostris (great blue-spotted mudskipper)
Lineage: Eukaryota; Metazoa; Chordata; Actinopteri; Gobiiformes; Gobiidae
Gene: cdhr1a
Product: cadherin-related family member 1a
Exons: 18
Coding region: 1-2604 (867 amino acids)
Biological process (GO): adherens junction organization; multicellular organism development; calcium-dependent cell-cell adhesion
Cellular component (GO): plasma membrane; catenin complex; adherens junction
Molecular function (GO): cadherin binding; calcium ion binding
Source: RefSeq, a predicted model, not a curated record
AUGAGGAAUGUCCUACAACUACCACACAUCUUCCUCUUCAUCCACACCUGCUUUGCUAAAGCAGACUUCGCCCCGUACUUCUACGACAAUGGACCGUACAGCAAGAACGGAAACAUGGCACUGUUCAGCCUCUCGGAAGACACACCUGUUGGCACACAGAUCUACUGUCUCAACGGCACAGACCCUGAAGGCAACACGGUGAGCUACGGCCUUUCAUUUGACCCAGGAACCAAAGAGUACUUCAGGGUCAACUCUAGAACAGGAAAUGUCACACUCAUCGAACCACUGGACAGAGAGAGAAAAGAUUCACUGGACGUCCUGGUCAGUAUCAGUGAUGGACAAAGCAAGGUUGAGGAGCGAGUCACAGUUUUUAUUAUGGACACCAAUGAUGAGAAACCAGAAUUUCAAAACCUCCCAGGAAUGACCAGUGUGCUGGAGACGACUGAACCAGACACCAGCAUCUACAGAGUGGAGGCCGUAGACAGAGACACAGGGUCAGGCGGAUCUGUGACCUACUUUUUACAGAAUCCGUCGGGGAGCCUGUUCACCAUCGACAGGUACAGCGGAAUCCUGAAAAUCAAAUCUGGAGAAACGCUGGACUACGAGAAAUCCAAGACGCAUUUUGUCACCGUGAUCGCCAAGGAUGGAGGUGGAAAUUACAAAGGAAAGGAGCAGUUUCUGUCGUCUUCUGCCACUCUCACCAUCAACGUCAUCGAUGCCCAAGACACGCCCCCUAUUUUCAUCGGCACACCGUACUUUGGAUAUGUCUACGAAGUCACAUCACCUGGAUCUGAAAUAUUCCACGUGGAGGCGAAAGAUGGAGAUGUGGGCAGUCCAAAUUCAGUCCAGUACUCUUUCGACGAAGGCGAUGAUGGUGUGUUCAGCAUCAACAAGUCCAGUGGUCGCAUCACUCUUCUGACCAGCCCGGCCAAUCUGAGGAGGGAGAUCUUUAACAUACGAGUCAGGGCUACAGAGGUGGGCACAGACGGCGCUCUGCUGGACCACACUUCCACUACAGUUGUGAUCCGAGUGGUGGAUCUGAACAACAACCCUCCCACCUUCUACGGAGAAAAUGGCCCCCAACACAUGUUUGAGCUGACCAUGUACGAGCACCCACCAGAGGGAGAGAUCCUGAGGGGACUCAAGAUCACUGUCAACGACUCGGAUCAGGGGGCUAACGCUAAAUUCAACCUGCGCCUGCUGGGACCGGGCCGGAUGCUCCGAGUGGUGCCACAGACGGUUCUCAACGAAGCUCAGGUCACCAUUUUGGUUGACGACUCUGCCGCCAUGGACUACGAGAAACACCACUUCCUCACGUUCAAGAUCCUGGCCGUGGAGGUGGACACUCCAGAGAGAUUCAGUGCCACCGCAGACAUCGUCAUCCAUCUUCUCGACACCAAUGACAACGCUCCCAGAUUCUCCGCCGAAUAUUACAUUGCUCGCAUCCCGGAAAACUCACCCGGGGGCACAGACGUUGUUACGGUUACGGCCUCAGACCCAGACUCCGGACCAUGGGGUGAUGUGAAGUACUCUCUGUAUGGAUCAGGAGCUGAGCUGUUCCUGAUCCAGCCGGCUUCAGGCAUCAUCUACACACAGCCCUGGGCCAGUCUGGAUGCCGAGGUGCGCUCCAAAUACAACUUCUACGUGAAGGCCGAGGACGCAGAGGGGAAGUACAGCGUGGCUGAGGUCUUUGUCACUGUGUUAGACCUGAAUGACCAUCCACCAGCCUUUAACCAGAACCUCAUGGAGAAGACCAUGGUGAUCGGGGCUCCUGUCAAGAUAGAGGCUGUUGAUGACGACGCAGAAAUUCCCAACAAUGUGAUCGAGUACACCAUCAUGAAGGCCGAACCAGAUCCAAACAUCUUUGACAUAAACGCAGACACCGGGGAGAUCAACCUGAAGUCCUACAUCAAGUCUCUGGCCAUCAUCCAGAACAUCACCAACAAACGAGACUACAGCUGGUCUCUGGUGGUGCAGGCGAGGGACAGGGGGCAGCCGUCUUUUAGCACAACCGCUGUGGUCAAGAUCGACAUCACAGAGGCGACCAAACUGAGUGGGGGGCCCUUGUCCACCAUGAUAAUGCAGAGUAGAAACAAACCUUUGCACGUGUUCGGCUUCCUGGGCAGUGCCAUCUGCCUCAUGGUCAUAGUCACGAUCCUCAUCUCCACCGUAAUGUUCAUGCGCAACAAGUCCAACCGAAUCCUCCCCAACCGACGAAUCCGGAGACGGAAACCCCAGCAGCAGCAGGCGUGGAUCAGCAGCCCCUUCAGGAGACAAGACACGGACAAGUUCAAAGUGGACGAGGAGGAGCCCGAAGCUGAGGCCGUGACGGAGAACGUGAACUACAACAACAACGUCAGCAACGGCGUGAGGAUAUGGCCCCCUCCUCCUCCUCCCUGUGCUCCUUCGCUCCCUCCGCCGCCUCCGCCCAGCUUCCCCAGGGACAGGCAGUGGACUGUGCCAACUGUGUCUGCCCACGUGGUGCCCAAACCACGCAAGAAGCCGGCCAUGACGCGGCAGGACACGGUGAACAAGGCGCUGGUGUCAGAGCUCAAACUCAGACUGGAGCAAAAACGCAUUUUGAAGCAUUUUAUUGUCCAAUAA